UCUAGCUAUUAAAAUAUGCAAAAUGCAUGGCACAUAGUAUGGCUUCCCACUGUUCCCAGGCAUAAAUAUAAAAUUAUCAGUAUUCUUUGUCUGUACAAAGAAGACAUUCUUACAGUUAAUGACUAUGCAAUCCACAAAGCAGCUUCAGAGCAUGCAGACCUUCUCAGUCAGUUGCUUGGGGUACUUCAAAUCUGUUACAAGUGGCUUUGUAGGCCACGUGGGUUAAUAAGCCAUGUGGGUGACGACCUUUACCAUAAAGUGAGACAACAUUUCUACUCAUUCAAGAUGUCCCUGCAUCGAGUUAGUUUCACUGUGAAUACCUCAAGAAGAGCAGCUACCAUUGUGAGGGGCCAUGGCUACUCCAUACCCAGGCAAACACGCCUCUACUGGUCAAGAUCACAUCAAAAACAUCGAAGUAAGCAAUCUUUCAGGAUGUUCAAGAUUUCUGUUGGUGCUACUAGUUUUGCCGGUUUCUUUGGUAUGCUGAGUAGCAAAUCGUACAUUGAUCUGGAGAAAUACCAUUGGAUGGCGUUACCCGUAUCUGGGUGGGAAGCUUUAAAGGGAGACAACAUUGAAAUGCGAUUAAAAAUGGAGAGCUUGUGCAUGGACAUACAAUACAAGCUGUGCCGACAAUUGGAAACGUUCGAGGGGAACGGGAAACGCUUCAAGGUUGAUCGCUGGACCCGGAAGGAGGGAGGGGGCGGGAUUAGUUGUGUGCUACAAGAAGGAGAUGUCUUCGAGAAAGCUGGAGUGAAUAUUUCAGUGGUGCACGGUGUUCUUCCAUUGGCGGCCGUGAAACAGAUGAGAUCUCGUGGGAAGAAUUUACCCGAUUCUGGCAAUUUACCGUUUUAUGCCGUCGGAGUUAGUUGUGUGAUUCAUCCGGUUAACCCCUUAGUGCCUACGGUUCACUUUAAUUACCGUUACUUUGAGGUUAACGACGGGACAGGGGAGAGGCAGUGGUGGUUUGGGGGAGGCACAGACCUCACACCGAGUUACCUAGACGAGAAAGAUGCGACCGAUUUCCACACUGCUCUCAAAAAUGCGUGUGAUGCCCACGACGAAACGUACUACUCGAAAUUCAAAACUUGGUGUGACAAUUACUUCAAUCUAACUCACAGAGGGGAACGUCGAGGGGUGGGUGGGAUUUUCUUUGAUGACCUCGAUUCUCCAUCGCAGGAAAAUUGUUUCAAGUUUGUGGAAAGUUGUGCUAAUUCUGUGAUUCCUUCGUACCUGCCAAUUGUGCAGAGCCAUUACCAAGACGACUACACUGAGCAGCAGAGAGUAUGGCAACAGAUCAGGAGGGGAAGAUACGUUGAGUUCAACCUGGUUCACGAUCGAGGGACCAAGUUUGGCCUGCAUACCCCGGGGGCCCGGAUAGAGAGCAUCCUCAUGUCCCUACCGCUCUCGGCACGAUGGGAGUACAUGCACACACCCCAACCUGGCUCCCCUGAGGAGAAGCUGCUGAAAGUGCUGCAGAACCCAAGGGACUGGGUCUAAUAAACAGACACGAUUUAAUAGAGUUGAAUGAUCUGCAUAGAUCUAUGUCUGUUCUCAUUGAAGUGUUCAUCAUGAACAUAAACACUGUACAAUUGUUCAAGUAUUGUAAUUUUAUGUGAAAUAAUUAUUUUAUGCAAAUC
This is a messenger RNA of Halichondria panicea, 1637 nucleotides long. Its product is annotated as oxygen-dependent coproporphyrinogen-III oxidase-like. Gene Ontology annotation, molecular function: coproporphyrinogen oxidase activity. The transcript is spliced from 2 exons. Gene Ontology annotation, cellular component: cytoplasm. NCBI's taxonomy places the organism in Eukaryota, Metazoa, Porifera, Demospongiae, Suberitida, Halichondriidae. The record is from RefSeq and is a predicted model, not a curated record. Bases 16 to 1497 code for a protein of 493 amino acids.